Molecule: messenger RNA, 3529 nt
Organism: Anguilla anguilla (European eel)
Lineage: Eukaryota; Metazoa; Chordata; Actinopteri; Anguilliformes; Anguillidae
Product: small membrane A-kinase anchor protein-like
Exons: 2
Coding region: 659-931 (90 amino acids)
Molecular function (GO): protein kinase A regulatory subunit binding
Source: RefSeq, a predicted model, not a curated record
GUUGUUUAAUUUAACCCCAGUAACCACACUAAAAGGACGUAAGGUACACGUAUAUGUAGCUAUGCUUUUAUAAUCAUAGUUGAUUCUGUGUGUUUAAUAGGCUACCGAUUACAAAUUUGCCGUGAUAAAUAUAAGCAUUCUUUUCAGUCUCAGGACCAAAUCACCCUACUUAGAAAAGAGCAGUGUUUACUAGAGAGAAAGCCCCAACAGGGCAGCCUGGACACACAGCUACACAGUUGUAAGCCAUUUGAUAGCUUCGACCAAAUACCAUGUUCACUGGAUUUCAAACGAAGAGGAGUCGCUAAAUCUGCGUGGGACGAUGCGGCUCAGAGUAAAUGCGGAGAAAUAGUUUUGACCGAACUUGGUGCUGAAAAUUCCAACGCAGCCUUUGACGAGGAUCUAACACCCUACACUGCCGAUUAGGGAUGCCUGCGAGAGGGAUCUGGAGUGUGGCCGGCAGUCUGGAGCUUUCCGGAACCGAGGGGAUGAAGAUGGCCUCCUAGCUACUGCGCCCAGAAUCCUCUGAAAAAAAAAACACACACACACUCGCUCAUCUGGGGAAGGGGAGGGGGAGGGGGGGAGGGGGGGGACACAUUAGCCUGUUCUUAAAAAAAAAAAGUCCCCUCUGCCUUCAGACCAAUGCUGCAUUAUUUAUAGCAUGGGAUGCAUCAAGUCCAAGCGCAGCAGGCGGGCCGAGGACACCAAGCCCACCGCGAAGGCCGACCGGCCGCCGAGCCAACAGGCGGGCGAGAAGGCAGCCCUGGUCGCCUCGGAGACGGGGCCGGGCCGGGACUCCCCCAAAAUCGACCCGGUGCUGCUGGACUACGCCCAGCGGCUGUCGGAGGAGAUCGUGGCGCGGGCGGUGCAGCAGUGGGCGGAGGUAGACAGUCGCUACGGCGACAUCCCCUACAUCGAGUGCGACCUGCCCUGAGGCCCACUCAGAAGGCAGACCGCCACGGCGGGGAGCCCCUCUCCUGCUCUUCCUCUUCCUCCUCCUACUCCUCGUUGUGCCGUGUCUGAGGUCCGUCCGCCAGGAGCAGGGCAGGGGGAGCGGUAAAUCUUUCACCCCCCCGUGAGUCGCCCCCCUUUGUCUGGGACAGUUGGGUGUGAAGAAUCUUCGUCAGACGCCACACCCCUUAAGUCUGCCCGGACGGAGGUGCGUGGCGUUAAAUGCAAGGAUCCCCCUUGAGCUGCGUUCAGUUACGCAGCUUGUGUUUAAUCAAACCGCUAAUAUGCUACUCUGCGUAUACGCACACGGUUUCACGAGCGCGGUCCGGUGACCUUGAGUAGCCGUGUCUGAUCACGUGACCCCCUUUCAGCUCAGCUUCACGCUCGCGCCUCUGGGGAUACAAGUUAUGACAUUAGCACAAAAAAAUUACACGCGGCAAAAAAAUCACAUAGUUUAAAUAAACAAAAGCGCACAGACAUGGACGGGCCCUCUCACAUUGCUUGAGGGCGACCGGUUGCCAGUUACUCUUCAGCCUGGCUUUCACACACGCCAAGGUCACAGAAGGGACACAGGCUGUACCCACAGGGAUUGAUGAUGACUAUGAUGUGGACGUCAUAUCGCAGUGAUGAAGCAGCAUAGCAUAUCAAUAAAUUUUCGCGGCAGGAAGUCGGGCUGGUGGGAGGGAGUGGACGGUACUGCAGUUAAAUGAAAAUCUGACAUCUGCUCAGCCGGCGUGCUGGUGUCGAAAUUCAGCCCCCGACGAUGGAGUUAUUAAUAGGCAUCUUGUGCCCCGCUAUCAACUUAUAGUGUAACAUACAGGACCACUGCAGUGCCCCUCAACCCCACCCACACCCCCACAGAAAACCUACUCAAAUAACAGCCUAAGAUACAUUGCAGAACCAAAGGAGCGAAUUUCAGCAGAGGAACAUGGGAUCUCCAGGAGGAAGGAGAGAGAACUGAAAUGACCGUUCAGCCUGAGGCCCGUUCAACGACCCUGCGAAUCACGAGAAGAUUAGCUCCGGUCGAGGAUGUUCAAGACCGGUCAUUUUGACCGUUACGAAGUCGGCUAAGUGCUACUGAAACGCAACGCCAAAACAUAUUAUCAUUUACUGCCAUCUGCCAAUUGUAUUAUGCAGCACAAUUCUCCGUGGCCUUGGCGUUCGCUAAUGUUAAUGUUGUUAUGAAAUAGCCCGAUGCUGUUUAAAAUCCAAAACAUGCACAACGGAAAAUGGAGAGGAACACAUCUCUCUCUGAAUGGAUAACGCAAGCACAGUAGCAUUUGUGUGUGAGAUGUUUUUAUACAAUAGCAGUGAAUUAUCCCUUUGUACAAUUUAUAAUAAAAUGGGUAAUGUUAAACAGCAAUUUAAGACACCCCUGUAUGCUUAGACAGUGCAGUGGUAACCCAGGUGACAGUCUAGGCCCAAGGACACAGAGACUGCCGGGGCCUUAGGACUGGAAUCCAGUUAAGCCAGAACUUCAGAGCUGCACAGUAUACAGCUGUGUCUGGAGUAACCAAUCAGAACAGGGAAAAAUGGCAACCAUACUUUUCUACAGAAAAGUGCAAGAUGAUGUCAGUUUUACUUCUGUGUUAUGUCUAGAUUUUGAACAGGGUAUAUUGUACAGUAUAUCACAAACAGGACAUAGCCAUCAUUUUUAAGCCUUACAAACAAAGGUUUAUAUAUUACAGUUUAGCAAUGCUCUAUGAGUUGUUAUUUUAAGAGGCCUUUAAACAAACUAUGUAGCUGUGUGUUGUUGACAGUGUUAUAUGGAUACUGUCCAACAAUGAAUCCAAUCCAGAAUAAAUUGACAAAAUAUAAUAAUUACAUUCCUUAAGUGAUUCAGGUUGAGAGAUUCAUCCAAUGGGCCACCAACAAAGGCAAAUUAUGCAAAUAACCGAUAAAGCUGCAUUAGCUUACAAACUGCAUUUCCAAACUAGAUUCCUACUUUUUUUUCAACAAAAUUAAUGGUUGGAGUCUAAAUAACUAAAUAACCACAGGAAGGAGAAACAUUAGGAAAAUUCAUAUUGCAGCAUUAAUUUAAUUGAUGGUGCCCUCUUAAUUAAUUUAUAAAGGCAGGGCUGUUCUGUGUAUCAUGGUUCAAAAGAAAAAUAGGCCGAAACCUGUAUUGUACCAGAAGCCUGCGAAGUAUAAAAAUUUGCUUUAUUAAAUAUUGGCCUUUCGAUUUUCGAUUACCACUUAGUACAGUCAUAAGUUCUUCCCAUACAUUCUUGCUAAGAUGCCGAUGCAUUUGCUGUUGGGAUACUAUGGACAGUAAGUUAACUUAAAAAGGAAAACAUCUUCUAAUCUUAUCCUACCACUAUCUUAAGAUCCGUUGCGAUUAAUCCCUGUGUGACAGAAGUAACAAGAUAGCAACUAUUUUUACAUUUCCAGACCAUGGAAGAUGAGAUAUAGCUCUGUAUAGGUAACACACCUUUUAAUUAAAUGAUUUUUGAUCUCUGUUGUAUUGUCUAGCCAUGUACUACUUGCCUUCAGUUCAGCUGCCACUGUACAGGCCAGUAAAUGAUGAUGUGCUGCCAAUUCAUGCAAAAUAAUAAAAAAUAAAAGCCCAUACCCCACUUUA